Haliotis rufescens (red abalone) is the source of this 585-nucleotide messenger RNA. RefSeq names its product ras-related protein Rap-2a-like. Bases 1 to 585 code for a protein of 194 amino acids. The record is from RefSeq and is a predicted model, not a curated record. Gene Ontology annotation, molecular function: GTPase activity; GTP binding. NCBI's taxonomy places the organism in Eukaryota, Metazoa, Mollusca, Gastropoda, Lepetellida, Haliotidae. The transcript has a single exon.
AUGUCCGCAGCUAGUACCAACGAAUCGGUCAACAUCGUUGUGCUGGGAGCCCCUGGGGUUGGGAAGAGUGCCAUCAUCACUCAGUUCCUACACCACAAGUUUCUUAAACAAAGUGGGUUCACCAUCGAGCUGGAACAACAGGCGGUUGUUGUAGGUGAAGCAAAACGACGAGUCGCCCUGGACAUUGUGGACACCCCAGGGGGGUACUGCUUCCAGGAAAGAAGGCGGAUGGCAAUCAGAGAAGGAGAUGCAUUUAUCCUGGUAUUUUCUUUGGAAGAUGAAUCCUCCUUUGAAACAGUGGCUAUGAUAAGGGAUGAUAUUUUACGUAUCAAAAAGAAGAAGGAAGUGCCCAUCCUCUUGGUGGGGAACAAGACCGACAUUGAUGAUGAUAAGAAAAUAACUACAUGCAAAGGAGCUAAACUUUUUGCGAAGAAAGAGUGGAAAACCAAGUACGUUGAAGCCUCCGCCAUGGACCAUGACAGUGUCAAAGCGGUGUUUGACAAAAUCUUGAAUCUUUCAAAGGUCAGGUGCCACUCAGUUCUUUGGGGAAAGUUGAAAGACCAUUUGAUGCAUUGUAGGAUAUGA